Sphaerulina musiva SO2202 is the source of this 1647-nucleotide messenger RNA. Its product is annotated as GABA permease. The record is from RefSeq and is a predicted model, not a curated record. Gene Ontology annotation, molecular function: transmembrane transporter activity. Lineage: Eukaryota; Fungi; Ascomycota; Dothideomycetes; Mycosphaerellales; Mycosphaerellaceae. Gene Ontology annotation, biological process: amino acid transport; transmembrane transport. The transcript is spliced from 4 exons. Gene Ontology annotation, cellular component: membrane. Bases 1 to 1647 code for a protein of 548 amino acids.
AUGUCAGGACCGCUCGAGAAGCACGAGCAACACCAUCAUCAUGUCUUCGGCCAGGAUGCGCAGGAAGAAGUGGCACUCGAAGCAUUGGGAUACCAACAAGAACUCAAACGAAGCUUUGGUCUGAUUUCCAUGAUUGGCUUCUCGUUUUCCAUUGUGACUUCGUGGUCUGCACUAUCUGGAGUCUUGAUCAUUGGCGCAGAGAGCGGCGGUCCCCCCGUGAUGAUAUGGUCUUGGAUAGGAAUAUGCGCGGCAUCUCUAGCGGUGGCAUACAGCAUGGCUGAGAUGUGCUCAGCUUACCCGGUAGCAGGAGGCCAGUACAGUUGGGUCGCAAUGCUUGCACCGAAAAAGGUCGCUCGAGGACUCAGCUACAUAUGCGGCUGGUUUAUGCUGAUCGGUCUCCUUGCAAUGGGUGCUACGAACAACUUCAUCGUUGCCAACUUCAUUCUGGGGGUGUCGAACCUCAACCAUCCAUCGUAUGUGAUACAGCGCUGGCAGACAGUCUUGGUUGCAUACGGCGUUGGUCUUGCGAGUCUCGCAUUCAACAUUUUAGGGCCAAAGCUGCUCGAAAAGGUCAGCCGAGGGCUUUUGAUAUGGAAUGUGUGCGCGUUCUUCAUCAUUGUCAUCACGAUUCUAUCAAUGAACGAUCACAAGCAAUCGGCAGCUUUUGUUUUUCGGGACUUCGUCAACGAGACGGGCUUCAGCCGAUCGUACACGGCAAUCAUCGGAUUGCUCCAGGCAGCUUUUGGUAUGUGCUGCUAUGAUGCUCCUGCUCAUAUGGUUGAGGAGAUACACAAUCCACGAAAAGAGGCACCGCGAGCUAUCAUCCUGUCCGUCUAUCUCGGCUUCAUCACUGGUUUCGUCUUCCUGAUCGCAGCGUGCUUCUGCAUGGCUGGCAUAGAGGAAACUGCUCUCUCGUCCACCGGCGUACCCAUCAUUGAGAUAUUCUACAACAGUACGGCUUCCCGUGCAGGUGCUUCAUGCCUGACCGUACUGCUGAUAGUCAUUGGCAUGGGAGGUUCUAACGCUCUUACUGUGACGGGUGGCAGGGCGGUGUUUGCCUUCGCCAGAGACCGAGGAUUGCCGUUCUCCCCAAUCUGGGCCAAGGUAGAGAAGAAGUCGCAAAUCCCAGUCAUGGCCAUCUGCUUGACAGUAGCUGUCCAAAUGGCACUAAACAGCAUAUAUUUUGGCACAGUGACUGGGUUCAACACCGUUGUAUCCAUCGCCACUUUGGGCUUCUAUGUUUCGUAUGCAAUGCCUCUUCUGACUCGCUUGGCAAGUCUUCUGUUUGCAGGCUCGCGAGGACCUGCAGCCACGAUCCAAGGAGGGCUGUACACAUUGGGCCGGUGGAGUGUACCUAUGAACUCGAUCGGUUUAUUGUACCUGCUCUUCACAAGCAUAACAUUUAACUUUCCCACGAUCAGCCCCGUCGACAGCGAAAAUAUGAACUACACUUCAGCUGCAGUCGGAGCCAUCAUGCUCAUCUCCCUCGUCACCUGGAUCACGACGGGCAAGAGACAAUUCGCGGGGCCGGAGAUUGUGCAUCCUGCGGUCAUUAUCGAAGGCAGAGAGCCACAUCAUGAUGCUCUUGACGAAGACCUCAUCCAUGAAGGCCGAUCCAUUGCUGUCAGCACCAAAGGUCAGCAGUAG